AUGUCAAGCUUUUCUUCAUUCCUUCCAUCCAGGUUCUUGCCAUCGAUGUCUCCGGGACCCUCCUCUGGCAUACGCCGGAGCUCGCCAACAAGUGGUAGCACACCAGAUCCACUCUCUCAGCUCCGAUUCGCGCUGGAAACUAUGCCUGGCUCCCGAAAGUACGUGUUCACACCCGCUACCAGGGGUGACGUUCUGGCUGCACUAUACGACGCCUUCUGGGGCCAGUAUGCGCACAUGUUCCUCCCUCCGAAGCCCUCAAGUGGACCGAUGCGCACACUGCUCAGCGAGACUCAAGCGAGCUUGGGCAUCAAUGGGAAGGAAGACCCGAUCAUCCCGGGAAAGGCAUGCGGAAGGAUAUUCAGGAAGGGGGAAAGCUGCUUCAGAUGCAAAGAUUGCGCCCAAGACGAUAGCUGCGUUCUAUGUGCGCGAUGUUUUCACGCCACAGACCACACGGAUCAUAAUGUGAGCUUCUUCAUCGCCCAGCAAUCGGGUGGCUGCUGCGACUGUGGGGAUGAAGAAGCGUGGCGCAGCUGCAUCAACUGUCCCUUCCAUCCACCAGCGGGCGCGACUGUGUGCACGGAUCCACUUUCCUUUGAGACACCCAAAGCCGUUCCGAGGCCUCUAGAACCAAUGGAACCACCUCCCGAACCCGAACCAGCCCCAGUAUAUGCAGAAAUUCCGCCGCAGUUAAUCCACACAAUGCACCUUACCAUAGCAUAUGCUCUCUCGUUCACGCUUAAUACCCUCUCAUAUUCGCCUCCCGAACCAUCAUUGCCCACUCUCCCUCCCACUGCAGACCCUAUGAUGAAGGAGGAUCUUUACGCCCUCGUCGUUUGGAACGACGAUAAGCACUCUUUUACCGAGGUCGUCAAUCUCCUGACGGAUUCCGCAGCCCCAGCGCACCUCAGUACCUCAUCGCUUCCUUCUAGGGGACGCUCGUACGAAGAAGCGCUAGCUCUUACGCAGGAAAUUGACACCACUGGUCGCGCGACCAUUGAAUUGAGUUCUAACGUUGUUAGAUUGCUCGAUAUAGCACAAGGCAUGGCCCAGAUUGACCUUGGUGUCACCGUUCGACGCGCAUACGAUACUUUCAGGGAGCAAGUUGUGAGCGUCAUUAUGGAAUGGCUCGUAGAUCUGAGUCGGGUGCGGAUCGUCAACUUCGGCGAGGACGGAGACACCGCUCAGAUAGAUCCGACAAAGGGUGCAACUUGCCUUCGAGAGAUCAUUGCAGAGGAACUUCUCAGUCCCCGUCGGGGAGAAAGCGCAGGAACCAGCGGCAGCUCAGAAUUUGGGAGCUACGGUCGGCUACAGUGGCUGUUCCUGUAUCACACCAGACUGUGGAAGAAGCCGAGAUUAAGUCUAAAGGAGAUUUACGCUUCGAUUAUCAGUUUGGGUCGGACACAUAAAAUCGCGAUGGCAUCCCAGUUCGCUCAGACUUAUCCUCCGAUUAUCGACGCGUAUCUCCUAACCGAUCGUGAAGCAGAAACAUCCAUCAAAUACUUUGCUCUGCAGCUUUUCACCGUCCCUUCAGUCGCCCUCCACGUCGCAACGCAACAUCGGCUUAUAGAAAAGUUGCUGGCCAUCAUAGAAGCCUUCUUCCUGGGUCAGAUACGCGCGAAGAAAAUCAUUACUAGUUUUUCUCCUCUCCAAGUCAACAACGGGUCGAACGAGAACAUGCCCGCUCUUCCGUCUACAAGCGGACCGUUGGAGGUUGACUCCGCGCCCUUUAGGUCGAAGCGAUUCAUGCCCAUCUUCAGCGACCUCCGGUAUCUAGCCCACACUCCACCACUCCAGGCAUUGAUUGCCUCAUACCCCGCCGUCCCCCCAGGCUACUGCACACAACCGAUGCUAUCCUCCUUCAUCAACACCUGUCAAAUGUUCAUGUGCUUGAACCCGAAUCGCAGGUUGGGAGCGGAGCAGGGUCAUGUCGAAUACGAGACAGACGCGUGGAUUAGUGUGUUCAAUGUUGCGUUGAGCUUGUCCCGCGUGAUCAGAGUAUAUGGCGAAGCUUUCGGAGGGGGACGUGCCCCUGCUUCCGGGCUCAUCGCGGCAAUCAACGCGGUCAUGCAUAGAAUUCUACUCGUCUGCACGUUGAUGGACGUCGAGGAACGUCUCGAUAGGACGAAAUUUCAUAACGUAGAAUUUCAUGAAGUAGCGUUUGGGACGGGCCAAAUCAUAGGCGAGCCGCGCAGCCCCCUCGAUCUCGGGCAACGAUGGCGGAUUGUCAAGUUCGACGUUCUAGAAGGUUGGGUUAGUUUCCACCACCCACUCCAUUGGCUUCUGGCGGAACUAUUCAAGCAUGUGGCGGUACUCUCGCAAGAUAAUCUGUUACUUCUGGGAGAUGGGACUAUUCGGAAAGCCUUGGAUAUCCAUGCAAGUGAACAAGCAAUUCUGACCGUUAUCGACUUUCCCCUUAGAGUGAUCACAAUGGUUGCUCAAAUUCGGACGGGACUGUGGGUACGGAAUGGGUUUGCCAUCCGCGGCCAACUUCUCCAUUAUCGAGAUUUCAUGCUCCGCGAACUGUGCUACGACCAAGACCUCUACAUUCUUCAGGUUGCCUUUGCGCUCAUAGCGGACCCGUCAUUAGUCCUCGUCACCAUUUUGGACCGUUUCGGGCUCCUGCACUUCUUCUCCGGAGCCACGUAUCACUCAACGUAUGACCCUUCUCAAUUAGGAUGCAUGGUGGAAGAACUGCUAUACGUCAUGAUCACCGUACUCAGCGAGAACGCAAAUGCCUCGGGAAUGAGCGUCGAAAUGGCGGCCAGGCGCGAAGUCAUCCAUGCCCUUGCCAUGGGACCUUGUUCGUUCACGGAUCUGGUCAAACGUGUCUCGGAGCGACUCACCGAUCAUGUCUGCUUUGAACGUGUCCUCAGGGAGGUGGCCAAUUUCCGACCUCCUGAAGGAGUCAGCGACACGGGUGUUUAUGAAUUAAAAGACGAAUGGUACGAUGAAGUCAACCCGUUCUUCUAUCAUUAUACCAGGAAUAAACGUGAAGAAGUGGAAAAUGUCUUGAAGGCCAGGCUGAAGAAGAAGGGCAUGCCAACGGAUGGACCGGAUUCUGUCAUCGUCCCAAAGCCUCUGGGGAUCAUAAGCGGACCCUUUGUCGUCCUUGCAAAUGCCUUCGAGUCGCAAGUCUUCCUCCAAAUCCUCUUCUAUGGCUUGUAUAAUAUUUUAGCCGCAACCGAGGAAACUGAAUCGCCCCCUCCAUCAGCGGAAGCCAACCUCGAUCAGACGCUCCAUCUCAUUAUGCUCGCUCUCGUUGAACGACCGGACGCGUUUAGCCACAUCGCAUCAACCCUUGCGUUUGAAGAGCACAAAUCCCUUAUUGAUGUACUCUGUUCGUUGGAGCAUCACGACAAAUACAAGCCGUACCAAGCCCGUUCGCAAUGGAUUCUGAACAGAUUAUCUGACUACGCUCCUGCCGAAGUAAAGAGCCGACGACAUAUCUCUGAUGAUUCAGCACCGAAAAGCGACUCAGAGGAUGCACGCAAGCGGGCAGCAAAGGCUAGGCAAGCAGAUAUCAUGCGCAAGAUGAAGGCGCAACAAGUUAAAGUUGCAAUGAAUUUUGACGAUUUAGAUGACGAAGACAUGGAUGACGAAGCUGAGGACGAAGUCUCUUACGGCACCUGUAUUGUUUGUCAGGAGGACCUCAACGCUACAAAGGCCUUUGGCAUGCUCGGUUUGAUCCAACCAAGUCGUUUCAUUCGUCGCCAUCCGGAUAGCCACAAUGGCUAUCUUAACGAAGUCCUGCAGAUGCCUACAUCCCUCGAUCGUCCAGCGUCUAAUGGUCUAGCCGCCAUAUUCCCCCCUCCGCGGGCGGAUGCCCUCGACCUUAAAGCACGAGCAUCCCCAAAUUUCGAAGGAUUCCCAUCUCAGUUCACGCGAUUCGGCCUCCACGCCUCCGUUUGUUCGCACCUGAUGCACGUAGAUUGCUUCCAAGAUUACAACGUGUCAAUUCGCCAACGGCAUCGGGCUCAGGCAACUCGAAAUCAUCCCGAGAGCAUCCCUAGGAAAGAGUACAUAUGUCCAUUGUGCAAAAGCUUGGGGAAUGUUAUCCUCCCCGUAUCCAGCCCUUCGACUAGUUCUCUCAACACCGUCCCCUUCCCAGACUGGAUACGAGCAGCAGGUAUUGGGAUCCUCAAAUCAAAACCUGACCCGCAGAUGGAGUCACUCCAAUUUCGCAACGGGACCGGUGAAUUUGUGUUUUGGAGUGCACAGGAUAUAGGAUACGCUAGUGCCCUACGUGCUGACCGGGGCACCAGUGGCGAGAGCACUAAGAUGGUGGAUACGGUCAUGGUGACUGCGAAAAGCAUUUCUCAACAAACUCGCCACCUGAGAGAUCGCCCAGAACCAGACCCUGGCGAACGCGGAGCUGGGAUAUAUCUUCCUGAAGAACUCAUUGGCUACACACUUGCUUCUUUCGAAAUCGCUCAACGAGGUUCCGACUCGACGGGUAGCGGCAUUUUGGCCGACAAGAUAUCCGAAGCACAGACUAGGAUGAUUCGUAGCCUUCUCACAUGUCUCACCAAGCUUGCUUCACUUCACUUCAAACUUAGACCAGAUGAGGGCCGCGAGGCAAUCCGGCAAGCAAUCAUAAAACGACUUCUCCCGGAAUGGAGUCGGACCUCCCUUACUCCCUUCUCGUAUCCACUUCUUUUGCGAGAUCCAUUGACAGUGUUAAUCGAGACUGCUGCAAUCGCGCCGGAGAUGCUCAGACAUGUUCUAAUCUUGACCUACUAUGCCUGUUUAGCUCGGACGGUGAUUGGCUUGGUCUAUGUCCUGAACAAAACUAGAAGCUACUCAACAACGCAAAUCAACCGUCGCGCUCACGAAGACAUAUUUGGCGACAUUCGCAUGUUCUUCAUGUGCGUCGUUCGCCAUUCCCCAGUCUUCGAACAUACUGCUACCCUUGUCUUCGAAACCUUUGGCGAGGGUCGUAUCGAGAAAUUGAUGUAUGCGUUCACCCUUCCCUUCCUCCGACGCGCUGCUAUCCUUUGUCGGUCUGUGCUCCCUGGCGCUUUCGCGACGCCGGCCUACAGUGACAACGAGCCCCUCGAGUAUAAGCGCCUGUUGACAAUGCUUGGUAUUCCCCCACUCUCGGAUCUUCCGAACCAAGACACCUUACAGAACGCAUUAUCUGGGUGGUGUGCCCAUUAUGGUCAUUCCCAUGCUGCAUCUCAGCUCAACUGUGGGGUGGUUCUGGACUAUCCGGAUGUAUACCGCCUCGCUCGUUUACCUCUUGUCCUCGACAACCUUUUCACCGACCAAGAGAAGGCUCUCACCUGCCCGCGGUGUAACACUGUACCUCUGGAUGCUGCUAUUUGCCUGCUUUGUGGGGUGACAUGCUGCAUGCAGAGCCACUGUUGUACAGACUACGAAUACAACGACAGAGGAGAAUGUAACAUGCAUACCCGAGACUGCGGCGGCGUCAUUGGUAUAUACUUUCUUGUCAAACGUUGCUCCCUCCUUUACCUCUACGCGAAUAACGGAACGUUUGUACAAUCACCUUACCUUGAUGCCCAUGGAGAAAUUGACAUUUCGAUGAGGCGCGGGCGUCGACAAUAUCUACAUCAUGCGAGAUGGGAAGACAUACGCAAGACCUGGCUAAACCAUGGAAUACCAACAUCAGUUGCUCGCAAGCUAGAAAGUACGUUAGACAGCGGCGGAUGGGAAACAUUGUAA
Messenger RNA from Pleurotus ostreatus (oyster mushroom), 5682 nucleotides. RefSeq lists its product as uncharacterized. Gene Ontology annotation, biological process: protein ubiquitination; ubiquitin-dependent protein catabolic process via the N-end rule pathway. Bases 1 to 5682 code for a protein of 1893 amino acids. The transcript is spliced from 8 exons. The record is from RefSeq and is a predicted model, not a curated record. Gene Ontology annotation, cellular component: cytoplasm; ubiquitin ligase complex. Lineage: Eukaryota; Fungi; Basidiomycota; Agaricomycetes; Agaricales; Pleurotaceae. Gene Ontology annotation, molecular function: ubiquitin protein ligase activity; zinc ion binding.